AUGACUCUUCUCAUGUAUAGUGGGCCGGAGAGGAAGAGGAGUCGGGAGUUGGACAGGCAAGAGACGUUAAGGAUUGACGCGCUGGAGAAGAAGGCGAAAGCGACCAAGAAGUGGAUUCAUCCCAAUCUCAGAUUCGAAGAGAUUGCCAAAAACAAGACACCGCAACCCUGCUCCUUGAACGACUUCAUGGACUACUUAGUCUAUGUCGAACACAAAGCCGAAACACUCCAGUUCUUUCUCUGGUAUUGUGAUUACGUUAAGAGAUGGAUGGCACUAUCGUCCAAGAAGAAGUCCAUGGCGGAAAAAUGGGACCCGGAAAACAAGCGCCCUGUCACAUCGCAUAGCCGCAACGGUAGUCUGAAGGAGAAAGUCAAGCUGGGAGCCAUACUCGACCUUCUAGAUGCUACCGAGAAAUCGGAUAGUACUCUUGCACCGGAGAGGACCCACCGCAGCAACCCAUCUGCCACCAAUUUCUCUUUGCCUAGGUCGCCUGGGCCCGUGGCUAUGGAGAAGACGGACGAGGAGGAAGAGGGCCGGAACUGGGAACCUUUCAGCGCUCAGCCUUACAGAGACGAGAUCAAUCAAAUCAUUCGCCACUACGUCAUGACUGGGUCGCCACGACAGCUUCAACUCUCAGCCACCGACCGAGCAGCCUGUAUACAUGCGGCCGAGCACACUACACAUCCAUCAGCUCUGCUUCCAGCCUUUAUAAGUGCCGAGGCCAUGCUUCGGGGAGAGCUCCACCCCAAUUUCAUCAGCUGGAGCAUUUGCAACGUGAACCGACCACUCCUCGUGCUCAUCAGAGUUCUCAACACAUUCAUGCUACUCGCGGCGAUCGGGCUCAGCGUUCUCUUCAUGAUAAUGGACUGGCCAAAACCCUUGCGCGCCGUUACCGGUCCGCUAUGGGUUAUGGGAUUCUGCGGCUUGGUAGCCUCAGCAAGCGGCAUGUGCAUGUUCUUGCACUUUAAGAACAGAAAGCAGCUCCGGCCGUGGGAACAGCCGACGGACAUUGAGACUGAGAGCUUCCGCAGAUCCAAGAGACAUCUUCGAAAGAAUACGGCCGACUCGGUCAUGAGCUUCGUUGACCCGCUUCGGAAGGAGUCCCUGCAGACAUUCGGUCCCAGGAAUGACUUUUCUGAAGAGGAUUGGGUCGCGACGUAUGAUAAGAAGUCGUGGGUCUCGAAGAUUUUCGACCCGACUGUACCGAUUGAGAAUAGGCAUGUAAUUGUGCUUCAAGAUGGGGUGAUUGCGGGUUCUAUUCUCUGGGGAACACUCCUUGGGGUUGCGGUCACCGCUGGUUUGGUCUUUUUGCCGUCACUCAAGGAGAUACUGCGGUGA
Messenger RNA from Scedosporium apiospermum, 1338 nucleotides. RefSeq lists its product as uncharacterized. The record is from RefSeq and is a predicted model, not a curated record. The transcript has 3 exons. NCBI's taxonomy places the organism in Eukaryota, Fungi, Ascomycota, Sordariomycetes, Microascales, Microascaceae. The coding region runs from base 1 to 1338 and encodes 445 amino acids.